GCGUACAGUGAUUUCUACAGCCCAGUCAAGCUAGUUUGAGCGGCCUGAGCUCCAUAGAAAUUUGACAGCUUCACAGGUGAGACGACCGUCCAGAGGCUGUUUCACUUUACGUUUCUGGAUUUAUUUUCUCCUCGGGACUCUCCUUGCUGUGAGCCUGGGGUUGUCACAUUCAAAAAGCGACCCUUCUCCGAAGUCUUUUUCCUCCGGCAGCAUGAGCAAGAAGAAAAAGGACUGGAAGACUGAAAAAGAACGAUUACUUGGACUCAGUCUGGAGGAGAGACGCAAAGAAUACCAACGUGAUUAUAAAACUGUGGAAGAUAUCCCAACCUGGAGGGAAGAAAAUACCCCCUUUGACAAAGAAGAUGAAAAAAAGGAGGCGACAGAUGGAGGAGGCCUGGCUGAUAAAGUCUCUCUCUACAAGGGUGACAUCACUGUCCUGGAGGUGGACGCCAUCGUCAACGCCGCAAACACCAGUCUUCUGGGAGGAGGAGGAGUUGACGGCUGCAUACACAAAGCGGCAGGUUCCUGUCUGUACGACGAGUGYCACUCACUAAAUGGCUGCGAAACCGGGCAAGCCAAGAUCACCUGCGGCUACGAUCUGCCUGCAAAAUAUGUGAUCCACACCGUGGGCCCGGUGGCCAGAGGUUAUGUGGGUCCUACAGUGAAGAACGAUCUUACCUCCUGCUACCAAAACUCACUUAAUCUGGUGAAGGAGCACGAACUGAAAUCUGUGGCCUUCCCAUGCAUUUCCACAGGCAUUUAUGGCUAUCCUAAUGAGCCUGCAGCAGAUGUUGCUCUGAACACCGUAAAGAAGUGGAUUGAAGAAAACCCAGAUAAGAUCACACGGGUCAUUUUCUGCGUCUUCCUCGAKACCGAUUUUGCCAUCUAUAAGAAAAAAAUGGCUGUCAUCUUUCAAGACAAUGACAUGGAGGUGACAGAGGAGCAGCCGAUGGAAGAUAACACUCCGUCAACAAAAACCACAACCAAGGACGAAAGUGAGGACAGCAAAAAAGGUGACGAGAAAACUGGUGAUGAAGAGGAGGGCGACAAUGAUGCAGCACUAAAUGAAUGUGCAGAGAUGGAGAGUCAGAAGCCAGAUGAAAAUGAUCCUAAUGACGAGCAAACUCAAGAAAUGAGUGAUGUUGAACAAGCUAAAGAGGAAGAUGUGGGCAAGGUCAACAGCGGGGAUAGCUCUGAAGAUAAAGCAGAGAGUGAGGAACCUGCUGCUGAACCAGAAAAUGACGACACACCAAACACCGAGGUGGAGAUGAAAGAACCUGAGAACAACGCUGACACCAGCAACAGAAAGGAGUUAGAAAACCCGGAGAGCUCAGUAGAAAAAGCCACUGAUUUGAAUGAAACUGAAAGCAUUCAGCCCAAAGAUGCAGCUGAAAACAAAGAAUGACCAGCUGAGAGGGGGAACAAUCGACCUCAUCUGACAGCCAGAAAACUGUGCAAGGCCAACYACCCUGGUGUCAGAGCGUCAGAAUGGGCUCUGACACUGGCCCAGGACAACCAGUUCCCACACAAGAUGCUCACAACCCCAACUUUACUUUGCUUCCCCACACUUUGCUAAAAAAAUUAAAUUACAUUCUUCCCUCAAGUAUGUAUGUACUGUAUGUAUAUGUCUGUACAAAACCUUACUAUAGGACUUGAACAUAUCAACCAGAAAAGAUGAGCCAUACCUCACUGUGUGUUAAGAGUCAUACAUCAUUUUGCCAGCAGGGUGCAAUGAGAUAAACCAGGUUAGAGUCUGUUUUAUUUGAUGAACCCCACUGUGAGAGCAGGGUCAAACUGUCAGAGGACAGCAGCCACGGCUCCUACGUGUUGCCACUCCUGGCUGGAUGAUGUUUAACAUCAAUCUUCCUUCAGUUCUUGCAACUCGGACGCAACUUUUACAGUCAUCGUGGCAUUAAACUACUGAAUCUGUGAGGCUUUUCAGAGUGCACCGCACUAACACCUGCCCUGUCUGCUCACACACCGGUGCACCUCCAAGUCCAGUCAGCCAAUAGCUGUAAGGCAAUGUGCCACUCAGAGGCAUUUCAUCUGUUAACGUCCCAGAUCACGCACACAAACGAGGAUGUGUCUCUAGACAAAUCGAUUAGUUCCCUUUUUUUUGUAUCCCCUCUCGGCUUCUGUUCUUUGCCAUUUCCUGUGCAUGCCAGAAAAAUCCUUCGACUUUUCAACCAACAUAAACAAAAAGUACAGUCUUCUUCGCUCUUGCUUGUCUCCUUUCCAGAUUGUCUCUAAUUGUAUGGAAGGAAUCUGCCUUAUUUCAUAUCAAAUGACAAAUUACUACCACAAACAUUAGGAGGUAGUCCAAGUCUCAGUUCUUGGUUGUGUAUUGCUUGCAGAUGAUUUGUAUUUUUUCUUGACAUGUAAUGGCUAUAACCUGUUGGUAAUCAUUUCUUUUUCUCAAUUGAUUUUUAAAAAAGGGUUUUGUUUUCUUUUAAUUGUUAUGAUUUACAAUUUUUUAGUGAUGCCAUACUAAAGACCCGAUGAAUUACAGUUCUAUAAAAUGAUGCCUUCAUACUUUGAUGUUUGCUUUGCUAAACUAUAACAGAAACAACUAAUAAAGUUUAAAAAGGAAACCAUG
Messenger RNA from Austrofundulus limnaeus, 2596 nucleotides. RefSeq names its product mono-ADP ribosylhydrolase 2 (gene macrod2). Gene Ontology annotation, biological process: purine nucleoside metabolic process; DNA damage response; peptidyl-glutamate ADP-deribosylation. NCBI's taxonomy places the organism in Eukaryota, Metazoa, Chordata, Actinopteri, Cyprinodontiformes, Rivulidae. The record is from RefSeq and is a predicted model, not a curated record. Gene Ontology annotation, molecular function: ADP-ribosylglutamate-[protein] hydrolase activity. Gene Ontology annotation, cellular component: nucleoplasm.